This is a messenger RNA of Xylaria bambusicola, 2283 nucleotides long. RefSeq lists its product as uncharacterized. The record is from RefSeq and is a predicted model, not a curated record. NCBI's taxonomy places the organism in Eukaryota, Fungi, Ascomycota, Sordariomycetes, Xylariales, Xylariaceae. The transcript has 3 exons. Bases 121 to 2172 code for a protein of 683 amino acids.
CCAAGCCAAGCUCCGUCCGUCGACUGCUGUAGGCGCCCAUAUUCACCAAAGUCUGCGUAGGCAGGCAGGCUUCACGGAAAUCUUCCUCUACUCCGUGUCUAACAACAUUCAUUUGCAAUCAUGUAUUCCAGUGCUUCAGACUUCAAGGGGCCACCUCCUUACAGCAGUGAACCUCACCAGAGUCCUGCCACGAAGACCCCCUUUGGGGGCCUUUACAAUGAUCCCCGCACCUCAUCUACUCAAUCAUUGGCGCCCUCCUUGCCAGCGUAUGAGGAGAUAGAGAGACGCAAGCUCCUGGUGAUAUAUAUACAUGGCUUCAUGGGAAAUGACACCUCGUUUCAGUCCUUCCCAGCUCAUGUCCACAAGUACCUCAAACUGGCCCUCUCUGAUAGCCAUGUCGUUCACUCCAAGAUCUACCCAAGAUACAAGACGUACAAGUCCAUUGAGAUUGCCCGUGAUAACUUCAGUACAUGGCUCGAGCCUCUAGAGUCCCCGAAAACAGAUAUCAUCCUCGUUGGGCAUUCCAUGGGCGGCUUGCUGGCUGCUGACGUUGUGUUGAAGCCUUCCACUCAACAUAACCGUUACAACUCUUUCAAGCAUCGUAUUCUCGGCGUGGUGAACUUAGACGCCCCCUUGUUAGGCAUGCACCCGGGCAUUAUCGUGUCGGGGAUAUCCAGCUUGUUUAGAAAGAAUGAAUCACCUAAGCUUCCAGGAGAGCCAUCAACACAGGCCAUAUUAAGUCCCGGUGUUACCGGCCUUCCAUCGCCCAGUCUCUCAGCAUACUCCGUACCAUCAACACUGUCCGAAACUCUACCCUCCCCACCACCGCCACCAGCACCCUUUAUGCGUCCUGCCUUGACUAACGACUCGAAUUACAACCCUAACUUUGCAAAUGACGUCCGAAUUGAGGAGAGGACAUGGUGGAAAAAUGUCGUACAUUUUGUGAAGAAGCAUAACUCCGAGGGCCUCAUUGACGCUGCUGCUAAUCACGUCAUGUCUCACAUGGAGUUUGGCGGCACCAUGUUUGAUAUCAACACUCUCAAAACCCGUUACGAGAGUAUUCGAAGACUAGAGGAUGUGGACGAAUUAAAUCAGACUGGUUCUUCUCUGCCUCGAGUCCGCUUCAUCCAAUACUACACCAUCUGUAAUGGAUUUCCAAAGAAACCAAAGGAAGCGGGCUCCGAACAAGUGGACACGCAAUCCACAUUAACAAACAACAACUCAGAGAAUGACAUCCCAUCGCGACGCAUAUCGGCCAACGAUCCUAAGCUCAACCCUCAAGAUUCGAGUUUCAAACAGGACCAAGAGCCCUUGAGUUUAUCCGAUAGUGAGCGUUCAAGCCUGGAGCUGCUUAGUCCAGAGCCGAUAGUUGAUGAGCCACCACCCCUACCAGCAAGAGAUGGUCCAGUCGAUGUACACAAUGUAAUUGAUGACCAGAAAAGGGAUAGACAUGCAGACGCCACCCCAAAAACCAGCCAGGAUGUUGAUUUGAAUUUGACGGAGAAACCUCAAGUUGAGGAUGUUACACAAGGUGUGGGUGUUCUAGAUCUGGAUCUUCCAGAAAUAGCUAGUUUACCACCAAAACCGGACACACCAAACCUCGAGAAUUACACUGAUAAAGAUGCGCGGAAGUUAGCGGGAAAGGAGGCAAAACGAGCAUAUAAAGCCUAUGCACAAGCAGUGAAAGAUCGCGAAAAGGCUGUCAAGGAACGUGAGAAGAUCAUUGAGAAGCGGAAAAAGAAGCUAGCCCAAGAAGCUGAAAAGAAGGCGAAGGAAGAGCAGAAGAAACGUAAGAAGGAAGAGGCUGCUGCUGCUGCUGCCAUAAUUCCAGAAAAGGGCGAAACAUCGGAGCCCCGAGAAUGGACACCAGUGUCCCCAGAUCUAACACCCCAAACGACAACAAUGAAGGACGAGGAGCAAGCGAAAGUGAAAAGAAAAGGCAAAGAAAAGGCAGAAAAACAGCGGAAGUUUUGCAAUGUGCCCAAGUCUAACGGUCAGGUCGACCCCAAGUGGGUUGGUAUCUUUAUGAAAGAUAUGGACCAGGUAGCAGCCCACACAAGCCUCUUCUUCGCAGGCGAACACUACGAGAGUCUGGUGGGUGAUGUUGGGAAUAUCAUCGUUGAGUGGGUUCACGCAGACAUGACCAAGCGGACCAUAUUAGAGUUAGAUUGAGAUGGCUGCUCAGAGUGUUGUGGAUAAGCAGGAUUGUGUUGUUCAUUGAUCGAGACUUUUGAUUAAUUAAUUAGACGGGCGGCGGGAAUUACGACCAAUGGAAACUUCAGA